This is a messenger RNA of Exophiala dermatitidis NIH/UT8656, 618 nucleotides long. RefSeq lists its product as uncharacterized. The record is from RefSeq and is a predicted model, not a curated record. Lineage: Eukaryota; Fungi; Ascomycota; Eurotiomycetes; Chaetothyriales; Herpotrichiellaceae. The transcript is spliced from 5 exons. Bases 1 to 618 code for a protein of 205 amino acids.
AUGCGGAAGGAUCCGGCAGGCAACCUCAAGCGGAUUGAGCUCAGCGAGACCUCCGGGUGCCAAAGCACCCUGAUCCAUUCUUUCCCUAGUUCCAAGGCGCCCAUACCGCAUCUUGAGGAGCCGGUCACGUCAAGCAGCGGUCAUAUCCCUCGGGUAUCUUUUCUCGAGGAGCAGACGGUGCAGACGGCAUCCAACUUAUUCCAAGCACAACCACAGUACUCAUUCGAGACUUGGGAAGAUUGUACUCAUUUUCAGGAAUCACUACUUGCCCAAACCAUCAUCUUCACCGCUGGCAUUGCCGAAGCCAAAUCUAAGGGACGCGGGGAAGAAUGUAUCAGCCAGAAUCUGCGAUUACUCAGAGCACGUACCGGACGUCAAGUACUUUUGUUUCUGGCCAAUUCUCAGCGGAAAGAAAAGAAGCGAUAUGUAUCCAUUCCACUCGAUUGCAUUGACCGGGUCGAACAGAGUAAAAAGCAUGGGAAACCAAUAUCACUCUCAUUACGGCCAAAUUUCGAGCUUUUAGCACAGAUGAAGGCUUUGCAGAUUCGAUUUCUCGAUGAACAUGACCAGCAGCGGUUUUUUGGCCUUCUUUGCCAGGGCGUCGGGUUCCAAGGAUGA